AUGGCGUUUCUAUGUCCCAGUAGAUCUGUACGAAAUAAAGACAAAAAGCCUAAAGGUAAGAAUUUUCAUUACUAUAAAAAGCGUCAGUCUGUAGUGCCAUAUUUAGGAAGAAUAACAGGAAGUGCCAGCAUUGAUACCUUAGUUAGAGUAGGUCUGGAGAAACAACAUGGUUUGAAGGCUGAUUCCAAAAUGGUGGCUACACAUGAUUUUUUAUCAUGCACUCAAAAUGAAGUGGAAAUUCAAAAAGGGCAGGAAGUUUACCAACUUUACAAAGAAAAUGGGUGGUCUUAUAUUAUUAGAGAAGAUGGAAAGGAAGGGUUUGUUCCCAGUUCUUUCCUAAUAACAUAUAAUACACAUAAAAGACGAUCUGUAUUAUCAAACAAUGAGAAUGAUUUUACUAUUUGGGAAAUAGAUGAAGAUGAUAAUGAAGAAAAUAUAGAAGAUAUCGAAUUCUCAACAGAAUUUAAAACCACACCAAGUGAUGAUAAAUAUGUGGUACUGUAUGACUUUCAGAUAGUCAAUGAAAAUGAUGUUAAUGUGAAACGUGGUGAAAUAGUAACAGUCUUAAAUACUGAUGAUAAUAAUUGGUCUUGGAUUAGUAAAUCUAAUAAUCAACAAGGUUUUAUACCAUCAUCGUUUAUAUAUUUAUUACCAAGAUAUCUCUAUUGCACAGGUAAAUACCAAAUUAAUAUCAUACCUAUUAAAAUUAAUAUUCAACCAUCAGACAAUGUGAUGUAUGAAUCAAGUUCACCAGUACAAGAACAAGUUAAACCAUCUUCACCAAACUAUAUAAAGAAGGUUAUAUCAGCUAAUUAUACCAGUAAGACACAGCCCUAUCUAACAGUAACUAAAGGUGAAAUAGUGUUCAUAGACUAUAAUAAUCAGACUAAUUCUACUUGGUUAUGGGUUUAUUCACCUAAAUCUAAUAUGUAUGGCAAUAUUCCUGUUUCUUUAUUGAAAGAUCCUCAUUCUAUAGAACAUCAGUUUUCUAAUAUAGCCUUAGUGUGA
Molecule: messenger RNA, 1008 nt
Organism: Lottia gigantea (owl limpet)
Lineage: Eukaryota; Metazoa; Mollusca; Gastropoda; Lottiidae
Exons: 3
Coding region: 1-1008 (335 amino acids)
Biological process (GO): protein localization involved in establishment of planar polarity
Cellular component (GO): cilium; cytoplasm
Molecular function (GO): protein binding
Source: RefSeq, a predicted model, not a curated record